CAACACGGAAUAAAGCUCCGUUUCUCUCUCUCUCUCUGUGUCUCUCUCUUCCUCUGCGGCGACGAUCGCAAAUCACCGGUGAUUUUCUCCGUAAACCCCAAUUUCACGUUCCUUCCGUCAUCUCCCCCGACUUCUCGUGAUUCAGUUUGUUCAAACUCGUCGCCAUCAUGAAUCCCGAAUAUGACUAUCUGUUUAAGCUUUUGCUUAUUGGAGAUUCUGGUGUAGGGAAAUCAUGUCUACUUUUGAGGUUUGCUGAUGAUUCAUAUCUGGAGAGUUACAUCAGUACCAUUGGUGUUGACUUUAAAAUUCGCACUGUGGAACAGGAUGGAAAGACCAUCAAACUCCAAAUUUGGGAUACUGCUGGCCAAGAACGUUUUAGGACUAUCACUAGCAGCUACUAUCGUGGUGCUCAUGGUAUCAUAGUUGUUUAUGAUGUGACAGACCAAGAGAGUUUCAACAAUGUCAAGCAAUGGCUAAAUGAAAUUGACCGCUAUGCCAGUGAAAAUGUGAACAAGCUUUUAGUUGGGAACAAGUGUGACCUAACAGCAAACAAAGUUGUGUCCUAUGAGACAGCUAAGGCGUUUGCAGAUGAAAUUGGGAUUCCUUUCAUGGAAACAAGUGCUAAGAAUGCCACUAACGUUGAAGAGGCUUUCAUGGCCAUGGCUGCUUCAAUCAAGAAUAGGAUGGCAAGCCAACCAGCCAUGAACAAUGCGAGACCUCCAACUGUGCAGAUUCGAGGACAGCCUGUCAACCAGAAGUCAGGUUGCUGCUCUUCUUAAAGAAAGUUAGUUUUAGUGGGGCACAUUAUGUUCUUUUGUGUUUAUUUGUUGCAUGUAAAACUAGUCCUAUUUCAUGCUUUUGAUGUGAAGAUCGUUCAGCCUGAUUUGGUAUUCUUGUCUUUUGUUCAAUACUCUGUUAAACUUCUAUUCUUUUAAUUGUAUUUGAUUUUAAGCAAACAUUUGUACAAAAAUAGGAAUAUAGUAUUUGCCUUGUUCA
Messenger RNA from Theobroma umbraticum, 996 nucleotides. Its product is annotated as GTP-binding protein YPTM2-like. Lineage: Eukaryota; Viridiplantae; Streptophyta; Magnoliopsida; Malvales; Malvaceae. The record is from RefSeq and is a predicted model, not a curated record. Gene Ontology annotation, molecular function: GTP binding; GTPase activity.